AAACAAAACCGUGCUCUCUCUCUGUCUCUCUCUCUACCCCACGCACCUUUUUCUUCCCUCUCUAUCUCUCUAAACCCUGAAUUUGACGAUCUCUCUCUCUCUCUCCCUCUGAUUUCUGUUCCGGAGCGAUCAAUCAGAGGCGUCGAGGAAGAUGUCGCAGUCCGAUUCCGAUUCGUCGUCGUACGGCGGCGAGUACAAGAAUUUUAGGCAAAUCAGCCGUGACCGAUUAUUGCAGGAAAUGCUUCGGUCGGCCAAAACAGGGGAUUCAAAAUCAAUUUGGAAGGUACUUAUUAUGGACAAACUUACUGUUAAGAUAAUGUCCUACUCGUGCAAGAUGGCUGACAUCACAGACGAAGGUGUUUCAUUGGUAGAAGACAUAUACAGGCGAAGACAACCAUUACCCUCCAUGGAUGCUAUAUACUUUAUCCAGCCAUCCAAAGAAAAUGUUAUAAUGCUCUUGUCGGAUAUGUCUGGCAGAACGCCGUUAUACAGGAAGGCAUUUGUUUUCUUCAGUUCGCCUAUUUCAAGAGAACUUGUUAAUCUCAUCAAGAAGGAUACGACUGUUUUACCCCGCAUAGUUGCAUUGAAAGAGAUGAACUUCGAGUACUUCGCUAUAGACAGCCAGGGUUUUAUCACCAAUAAUGAGAGGGCUUUAGAGGAACUUUUUGGAGAUGAAAUGAAUUCUCGCCAAGCUGCUAUGUGUUUGAAUGUGAUGGCUACCCGCAUUGCUACAGUUUUUGCUUCGUUAAGGGAAUAUCCUAAUGUGCGUUACCGUGCUGCCAAGUCUCUUGAUGCAACUACAAUGACAACAUUUCGUGAUCUAAUUCCUACAAAGCUUGCUGCUGGCGUCUGGGACUGUCUUAUGAAAUAUAAAUCACUUCCUAACUUUCCUCAGACAGAAACAUGCGAGUUGCUCAUCCUUGAUAGAUCUGUAGAUCAGAUUACUCCUGUCAUACAUGAAUGGACAUAUGAUGCCAUGUGCCAUGAUUUACUGAAUUUGGAAGGAAAUAAAUAUGUGCACGAGGUUCCUGGUAAAACCAAUGGUCCACCUGAGAAAAAAGAGGUUCUUUUGGAGGAUCACGAUCCUGUCUGGCUUGAGCUUCGACAUGCACAUAUAGCAGAUGCUAGUGAGCGGUUGCAUGAGAAGAUGACCAGCUUCAUUGCAAAGAAUAGAGCUGCACAAAUUCAACAUGGUUCAAGGGAUGGAGGUGAGCUGUCUACACGGGAUUUGCAAAAGAUGGUUCAAGCAUUACCGCAGUAUAGUGAGCAAAUUGACAAGCUCUCCCUCCAUGUAGAGAUUGCAGGAAAAAUUAACAGAACGAUUAGGGAAUCAGGGCUUAGAGAACUUGGGCAGCUGGAGCAAGACCUGGUUUUUGGAGACGCAGGAAUGAAAGAUGUAAUCAAAUUCUUGACCACAAAAGAGGAUACAGCUCGUGAAAAUAAGUUGCGCUUGUUGAUGAUUCUUGCAGCCAUUUAUCCUGAGAAAUUUGAGGGUGAGAAAGGUCUCAACAUAAUGAAGUUAGCGAAGUUACCAGAGGAGGAUAUGAAUGCUGUUCAUAAUUUGAGGUUGCUUGGGGGAUCAUCAGAUACCAAAAAAAGCUCAACUGGCGCUUUCUCUUUGAAGUUUGAUAUGCAUAAGAAGAAGCGUGCAGCUAGGAAAGAACGUACUGGUGAACAAGAAACAUGGCAGCUAUCACGCUUUUACCCUAUGAUUGAGGAACUUGUUGAAAAGCUUGGCAAAGGUGAACUGCCAAAAGAUGAUUACCCAUGUUUGAAUGACCCAAGUCAAACUUUUCAUGGGACAUCUAACACUGCAGCAGUAAAUCCAGCUCCAGCUGCUCAUUCAAUGAGAUCAAAACGGACACAUACAUGGGCUCGGCCUCGGAACUCUGAUGAUGGGUAUUCGAGUGAUUCAGUUCUAAGACAUGCAUCCAGUGAUUUUAAGAAGAUGGGCCAACGGAUUUUUGUAUUUAUCGUUGGCGGAGCUACUAGAUCUGAGCUUAGGGUUUGCCAUAAGCUUACAACUAAAUUGAAGAGAGAAGUUGUUCUGGGCUCAACAAGUAUUGAUGAUCCUCCACAAUUCAUUACGAAAUUGAAGAUGCUGUCAGCGGAGUAUGAACUCUCAAUAGAUGAUCUCCAGAUCUAAAAUGUGGGUGGCUUAGGAGGCCUGGAAUGUACUCUGCUGCUGCAGAAUCCAAUCCAAUUUGUAAUCAUACACACACUCACAUUAAAUCCAUUUUUUAACAAUGAAAUGUAAACCUUUUUUUUCCUUUUGGUUGUAGUGGCACUGUAUCUGGAUAGUUCAUAUGAGCAUCCUGCCUAGCCAAGGUUGCUUUUUGGCUAUGUAUUGUAAUUGGCGUGGUGGAGUCAUUGCAGGUGUGUAUAGUAUAAAUAAUUCAAUCGCAGUAAAGAACCAACUGAAUCUUGUAAGUCUCAA
Corylus avellana is the source of this 2437-nucleotide messenger RNA. It is a transcript of the gene KEU, whose product is annotated as Sec1/munc18-like (SM) proteins superfamily. The record is from RefSeq and is a predicted model, not a curated record. Gene Ontology annotation, biological process: vesicle-mediated transport. Lineage: Eukaryota; Viridiplantae; Streptophyta; Magnoliopsida; Fagales; Betulaceae.